CAUAGAGUACAACCUGCAUUAAUGUUGUGAUGUGACGUGGAGAGUAUACAUAUGUAUUUUUAUAAUUCUGUAAUAUUAAAUAAAAGUUAAAUAAUGAAUACGGCUUCGCUUCAUGGUAGUCUAAGUUACUACCUAUAUAGAAUUGCUCUGGGAAUAAUAUUCUGUGGCAUCUUACUCUCCCUGCCGGCACUGAGCGUCGGACAUAGUGAUAAUCCUAGUUUCAAAUAUUCAAGAGAGGCGAAUGAAAAUUUUGAUCCUAAAAAGGCACCAUCAGUGCACGACCACCAUCACCACCAUCACUCACAUGACCAUGACCAUGGACACAAGCACGACCAUAAUAAUUUUGCCCAGCACCACGCUGGACAUGAGCACCGCAAGGAUAGAGCUCCACUAGACAUGACUAGUAUAUGGCUACAUUCUAUUGGAUCCACUCUCCUUAUUAGUGCCGCUCCUUUCAUUUUGUUGUUUACUAUACGACUAGACAAUAGCGAGGCAAUGAAGCCUAGGCUUAAAGUUAUAUUGGCGUUUGCGUCUGGAGGUUUGUUGGGUGACGCGUUUCUACAUCUUAUUCCUCAUUCCACUCAUCCACAUACUCAUGAUGAAGGGCACGACCACCACUCUCACGAGGAAGUACACAGUCAUAGUCAUGAACACCAACACGAACACAACCAUGAACAUGGUCAUGAUAUGAGAGUUGGUCUAUGGGUACUUGGUGGAAUCAUAGCAUUUCUAGCUGUUGAGAAAUUAGUGAGAUUACUAAAAGGUAGUGAACAUGCCCACAUCCACUCAGCGCCAAAAGAAUCGAAGUCGAAACCAGCAAAAAAAUCGGAUGAGAAGACAGAAAGUAAGAAAUCGGUUAAAACAGAUGUGGGAAGCAAUGAGGUUAAAAUAACUGGAUACCUAAAUCUAGCGGCUGAUUUUGCCCAUAAUUUCACUGAUGGUUUAGCUAUUGGCGCAUCAUACUUAGCAGGCAAUAGUAUUGGAAUUGUAACAACAAUAACUAUUUUACUACACGAAGUUCCCCACGAAAUUGGUGAUUUCGCUAUAUUAAUUAAAUCUGGCUGUACUAAACGUCAGGCGAUGUUGUUACAAUUAGUAACUGCUCUCGGUGCCCUAGCUGGUACUGCACUAGCUUUACUUGGAGCCAGUGGGGACGAUGGUUCAACGGCAUGGGUAUUACCAUUCACUGCAGGUGGUUUUAUAUAUAUUGCUACUGUAAGUGUUCUACCCGAGUUGUUGGAGGAGUCCACAAAGUUGGGUCAAUCAAUUAAAGAGAUUGUAGCCAUGCUUAUUGGCGUAGGUUUGAUGGUAUUUAUAGCCAAGCUAGAGUAAAAAGUACAUUUGUAAAAUAAAUGCAGUUACUUAUCUAAUGGAAUUUUUCAUAAGCUCCUUUUACUUUUUAAGCAGAAUUUAGUAAUGUUAAAAAACAAAGAUGUAUAUAAAUUUAAUAAAGCCUUUAUAUAUAUUCAAAAAUA
Ceratitis capitata (Mediterranean fruit fly) is the source of this 1475-nucleotide messenger RNA. RefSeq names its product protein catecholamines up (gene Catsup). The transcript has 2 exons. The coding region runs from base 94 to 1332 and encodes 412 amino acids. Gene Ontology annotation, biological process: zinc ion transmembrane transport; intracellular zinc ion homeostasis. Lineage: Eukaryota; Metazoa; Arthropoda; Insecta; Diptera; Tephritidae. The record is from RefSeq and is a predicted model, not a curated record. Gene Ontology annotation, cellular component: membrane. Gene Ontology annotation, molecular function: zinc ion transmembrane transporter activity.